UUGAAGUGUGGAGAUUUACUGGAUUAAAUUAGACACCUUCGCUAAACAUGUCAAAGGGAAUUAACGACUCGGCACGCCUCUGUUUGUAAGUGAAGGAAAAUAAAAUCAGAUUUAUGGGUCCAAGUUGAGAACAAAGGCGUUCAUUUAAAUCUCUUUCCCCCCAUGUGCAGUAAAGCACUCGCAUGAUUAUUAUAGUGUGUAGGAAGUUAAAGAAGUGACAAACAGCACUCCAUUAUCACGACAUGUAGCGAAUCCUGUUGAAAAUGAAUCUGUUUAAUAAUCCUGGACGCGCUCCGGGGAGAGGGAGUCAGCGGUGAUGUAGGGGCCAUCUCCGUCCCCUGGCCCCCGCUAAAUGGCUUUCAAAUCGGUUAAGCCUUCAAAGCUACUGGCCUCCGGUCUCCCAUUAGCACUUAAAGGGGCUCUGAAGUGCAUUUACAAACUUUUAUCGUAAUCCCCUUGCGUCUGGAGACUCGGGCACAGAGACACGGUCCGUGAUAUAAAACAGGAGUCGCGGAGUGAGAAACUGGACCGGAGGCCAGCGAGAGCGCACAGAAGAGCGAACGAACAGCAACGCAAUCAAACACGUUUCAUUGCACCCAUGGAGAGCAGGGUGCUGCUGACGGCCCUGGCCCUGGUAGUAGCUUGGGUCGACCCGGGCCAGUCCCUGGAGGAGGGCUUGGAGCCCCCGGAAACCUUCCAGAUAGACCAGCAGCAGCAGAACUUCGCCCAACGGCUGCUGGAAGCCUUGGAGAGUGAGGGGCGUUCCUCCCGGGGGGAUGAGCGGGUGAUGACUGCUGUGCUGCGCUCCCUGAUUCACGGACCCCAGCGCUCUGGCAGGAGCCCUUCAGUCCUCUACCAGCCUCAGAGGUUUGGCCGGGAUGCCAGGGGAGCUGUGGGCAGCGAGGAGCGGGUAGAGUCUCUCGGCAGGGAGGCCAUGCCGGCACAGUUCUGGAGCAUGGCGGUGCCACAGAGAUUUGGCAAGAAGUAAACUAAAGCAGCCGCCGUCCAGGAUACUUGUCAAAACAGACAAGUACAAAUUUCCAUCCCAAUACCCAGCUCAACGCACUGUACCCAAUAAAACUGCUCGGCUGC
Molecule: messenger RNA, 1092 nt
Organism: Acipenser ruthenus (sterlet)
Lineage: Eukaryota; Metazoa; Chordata; Actinopteri; Acipenseriformes; Acipenseridae
Product: pro-FMRFamide-related neuropeptide FF-like
Exons: 3
Coding region: 599-988 (129 amino acids)
Molecular function (GO): neuropeptide hormone activity
Source: RefSeq, a predicted model, not a curated record